UACACAAUGUGCUGCCGUAACGGUAAAGUCAAACUACCGCAACAUUACUUUACAUUCCCUAGCGCGCCACCCUUCCUCAUUGGUUUAUUAACUGAAGAUACAGACCGCGCUCGCAAGUUUCGCAACAAUAUCAGGAGCUAUAACAACACGUUAAGUUUCACUUCUCUCGGUUGCAAGAUUGAUCGCAGUGUCGAUGGGCCCUAUGGAAUUUGUUGUUUUAAAAUUUUUGGACAAUUGGUGCAUAAUAUGGGGAGCAUUUUGCCGCGGGAUAACGAGGCCCCAGCUUUUGCUCAAAUUUAUUUAAUGGGUCAAGACACCGACGAGGAAGCUGACCACAGAGUUUUUAUGUCACAAGCGGAUAUAGAUCCAACAAUUAUCAAACAGUUCCUGGACUUCUUCUAUGUUUCCAACCCGUAUGCAAUACAGUUCAAGAUGGCGUACCAAGUUGCACAACAAUACCAGAGCAUUUCGUUUUGCAUCAAAUCCAUCCCACCGCCACCUCCGGGACAAUUCAGUCACGACGUCAGAACAUAUGUCCGACCUUCAGCAUCCGAGGUAGCAAUGAUCGUGGGCGGUGGUGGCGAUAUUGGCGAAAACAAUCGUGAUAUCAUUUUGCACAGCGUUGACGGUGGAUUUAAGCGGGUGUCCAAGCGGCACACUGGUUAUCUACCUCUGAGAUACCCGGUGUUAUUCCCUUGGGGCCAAGCGGGGUACGACAAGAACUACAGAGUACCAACUGACGAUGGUGAGUGCCGACCCCUCGAUUUGCUUCCGUUAUAUAUGCUGAUUUGA
Messenger RNA from Melampsora larici-populina 98AG31, 792 nucleotides. RefSeq lists its product as uncharacterized. The annotation marks the transcript as partial. Lineage: Eukaryota; Fungi; Basidiomycota; Pucciniomycetes; Pucciniales; Melampsoraceae. The transcript is spliced from 2 exons. The record is from RefSeq and is a predicted model, not a curated record.